AUGAGUUGAUUUGUUUUCGUCGCCACCCACUUUAACAUUAGAAAUUUCGCUAUGUUUGCAUAUAUUUUGCUUUCUGUUUUUUCCUUCAUUCUAUGCUUUUGGUAUCUGAAGAGGAAAAAACAUUUUUCUUUGUUUCGAAAGUUGGGUAUUCCCGGUCCUCCUCCAAAUGUAUUUUUUGGAAAUUAUUUGGAAAUAUUCUUAAAGGGAAGCAUACAACCACAAAAACAAUGGAUAUCCAGAUAUGGUAAAGUACUCGGAUAUUAUCAUGGCGAGGUUCCAGUUUUGCUAGUGGCGGAUGCAAAUUUAUUGAAGAAUAUAUUGAUCAAAGAUUUUCAGAAAUUUAUAGAUCGAUCUACACUAGUGAGAGAAAAUUCAACUUUCGGACGUGCAUCUCAACACUUAAUUUUUUUGAGAGGAACGAAAUGGAAACAACUCAGAAGUGUUAUGACACCUUCUUUUACCGCGAGCAAGAUGAAAAUGAUGUCACCAAUGAUAAAUGAUGCCAUUAAAGAACUAUUGGAAAAUUUUGAGAAAUUUUGCCAGUCUGGAGAAGACUUUGAAGUAUAUACAUUGUUUCAAAGGUUAACUUUAGAUGUGAUUGUUAGAAUUGCCUUUGGAAUUCAAUCUAACGCACAGAAAAAUCCGAAAGAUCCCUUAUUUCAUUUGGUUUAUCUUAUGUUUCAUAUUCCGUUUCGAUUCUUGUUCUCUCUUUUAGCAAAAUCUUUCGGUUUUCUUCAACCGUUUUUGGGAAUAAUUCGAAAAUUAACUGCAAUCAUCGGAAAUAAAGGUACUAGUCCACUAAAUGAUCUUAUCAACAAAUGCGUAGCCAUUGUCAAAGCUCGUCAAAAUGAUCCAACGGAAAAUCUCAACGUUGAUUACCAAGAUUUGGCUGCUAGCGAUAACGUAGAAAAAGAAGUUGAUGUUAAGAAAGUGAAGAAUGAAACCGUCAAAUCGAGACGUUUGACUAUGGAUGAAAUGACAUCAAAUGCAUUUAUAAUACUUUUGGCCGGAUACGAAACCACGAGUACAGCUCUGGCUCUUUGCACUCUGAUGUUAGCUAAUUUUCCCGACGUUCAGGAAAAAAUAAGAAAAGAAGUAAAAACUCUGAUAGAAGAAGAGAAUGAAUUGAAUUACAGCACCGUUCAGAAAUUACAAUAUCUGGAUCAAGCAUUUAAAGAAAUACUUCGACUUUAUCCUCCAGUAUAUUUAUUCGUAGAUCGUGAAGCUAACGAAGAUGUUGUUUACGGCGACAUUUUCAUUCCUAAAGGGAUGAUAGUGCAAGUUCCCUCCUUUUUGUUACAUCGCGAUCCGGAUUAUUGGGAUCGACCCGAAGAAUUUCGUCCCGAAAGAUUCGCACCGGAAGUUGCCCGUAAAAAUAAUCCUUUGGCAUGGCAAACUUUCGGAGCUGGACCCAGAAAUUGUGUAGGAAUGAGAUUUGCACAGAUGGAAGCAAAAUUAGCUUUGGCUCACAUAUUAAAUAAAUACCGCAUAUUACCUUACGAAAAGACCGAUAAGUUUCCUUUCGAACUGGAAUUGACUCCAAAUGUUAUAAGACCUAAACGUGGUCGACACUCCUACUUUCUCUGCUGUCUCGUAAUGUUUUUGCAAAUAUUUUUACCAGUUUUCUCCAUUUUGUUGUAUUUAUGGUAUCAAAAAAGAAGGAAGCAGUUUUCAGUUUUCAAUAAAAUCGGAAUUUCCGGGCCUCAACCAAACAUAUUUUUUGGAAAUUCGUUGGAAUUAUUUUUAAAGGGACCUUUACGGACCCACAAAGAGUGGAUUUCCAAAUAUGGCAAAGUUCUAGGAUAUUAUUAUGGCACGACUCCGGUUUUGUUUGUUACAGACACGGAAUUAUUGAAAAAUAUUCAAAUCAAAGAUUUCCAUAAUUUUUCAGAUCGAGCGAUUCUCCAUACAGAAAGCAAAGAGCAACCUUCAAAUCGAUUAGCUCAUAAUUUACUUAAUUUGAAAGGUGCAAAAUGGAAGCAGAUGAGAAGCGUAGUUACACGUUCUUUUACCACAAGCAAGAUGAAACUGAUGUCGCACAUUAUAAACGAUGCCAUUGAACUUCUCUUAAACAAUUUUGACAAAUUAUGUGACUCGAAAGAAGCUUUUGAUUCCUAUGUUCUGUACCAAAGGCUGACUAUGGAUGUAAUUGUCAGAACUGCCUUUGGUUUUCAGUCCGAUAUUCAGAUAAAUCCUAAAAGUUCUCUUUAUAAAUUGUGCAAUAUUUUUAUAAAUGCACCCUUUAGACAUUUGUUUCUACUCUUUACAAAAUCUUUUGAGUUUCUCCAACCGUUUUUUCGACUUAUUCGCAUCAUUUCUGGUGUGAUAAUCAACAGAAGAACGAAUCCUCUGAAGGAAUUGUUAGCUAAUUGUGAAGCCAUCAUCAACUCUCGCAAGAAUAAUCCUACAAAAAGACGAACAGAUUUUCUCCAAUUGAUGAUCGAUGCCCGAAUCGAAGAUAAAGCCAACAUUGAUUAUCAAUCUCUAGCUGCUAGCGAAAGCGUCGACAAGGAAAGUAACGAGAAAGAAUUAAUUAACGGCACUUCCAACUCUAGAUCAUUGACCAUGGACGAAAUGGUAGGAAAUGCACUCGUAUUCCUUCUUGCUGGGUUCGAAACUACAAGUACAGCUUUAUCUUACUGCUCUCUGAUGCUGGCUAAUUUUCCGGAAGUUCAAGAAAAGAUUAGAAAAGAAGUAAAUGAUCUGCUGGAAAAAGAGGAAGAAUUAGAUUACGGUUCAGUACAGAAAUUGCAAUAUUUGGAUCAAGUACUCAAGGAGAUACUCCGUUUGUAUCCGCCUAUUUAUUUAUUUGUAAACAGAAAAGCCUCCGAUAAUGUUCAAUACGAUAAUAUAUUUAUUCCGAAAGGAAUGUCUAUUCAAGUUCCAGUUUACUGGUUACAUCGCGAUCUGGAUAACUGGGAAAAUCCCGAAGAAUUUCGUCCAGAAAGGUUUGCUCCAGAGAAUGCAAACAAACGCAAUCCUCUUUCGUGGCAGCCGUUUGGAGCGGGACCCAGAAACUGUGUUGGUAUGAGAUUCGCAAUGAUGGAAGUCAAAUUAGUUUUGGCUCGGCUCUUACGAAAAUAUCGUAUAUUGCCGUGUGAAAAGACCGAUAAGUUUCCCAUUCGGUUGAAACCUACGCCGGUUUCUAUCAAACCGAAGUAUGGAGCUUAUUUUAAAUUAGAGCGUUGCUGAUCAUUGUAUAUUCUGUUAUAGAAUUAUCAAAACAUUUUGCGAAUUAAAAUGUUUUUUGUUGAA
This is a messenger RNA of Centruroides sculpturatus (bark scorpion), 3255 nucleotides long. RefSeq lists its product as uncharacterized. The coding region runs from base 52 to 3192 and encodes 1046 amino acids. The record is from RefSeq and is a predicted model, not a curated record. Lineage: Eukaryota; Metazoa; Arthropoda; Arachnida; Scorpiones; Buthidae. Gene Ontology annotation, molecular function: heme binding; iron ion binding; oxidoreductase activity, acting on paired donors, with incorporation or reduction of molecular oxygen. The transcript has 28 exons.